CUUAUGUAUACAAUUUUUAAAAUACAAUAGCUAUUAUACAUAAAAUACAACUUCAGAGUAAUGUAUUCUUUUCCUCUCUAUCCCUCCAUCCAUAAGUCAUACCUCAGCAUCCAUAAAUAUAAAAUUUAAUUAUUAAUCAAUAGAAAUAGACUUAAUAAAUUUUUUUUAAUUAAAUUUUAGUUAACAGACGUAGUUUUAUUAGUUGGUGUGGAAAUUUUUACAGCCCAUAGGGUCGUUUUAGCUUCGAUAAGUCCAUAUUUUUUUGCCAUGUUCAACGGCGAAAUGAAAGAACAUGAAACAAACGAGAUCAUUUUACACGAAAUCGAUGCGACAGCCGUCCAAUUACUCAUCGAUUACGCUUACACCGGUCAAAUUACGAUCACCGCCGAUAACGUCCAAGUUCUUUUACCGGCGAGCUCUUUACUUCAAAUGGAAGAAGUUAGAGAAGCGUGUUGUCGGUUUUUAAUGAAGCAACUUCACCCAACUAAUUGUUUGGGGAUACGAAGUUUCGCCGAUACGCAUUCUUGUAAAGAGUUGCAUAUAAAAUCGCAUUUUUUUGCGUUACAAAAUUUCCAAGAAGUUGUUAACACCGAAGAAUUCUUGUUAUUACCGUUUAAUGAGGUUGAGGAGUUAAUCUCGAACAGCCAAUUAAAUAUUUCUUCGGAGGAAGAUGUUUUUACGGCCGUUUUAAAUUGGGUUAAACAUGAUUUAACGAAGCGAAACGAAUUUAUUUCGAAGUUGAUGCAACAUGUUCGACUUCCGUUGGUUAAUAGAGAAUUUUUGAUGACUCGGGUUGAUAAUGAAAGAUUGGUGCGGGAAAACGGAGCUUGCCGAGAACUUCUUCUUGAGGCGAUGAGGUACCAUUUAGCCCCUGAACGAAGAUGCGCCCUAACAACACCCAGAACGUUAGAAAGAAAACCGAAAGGGACUCAACCUUACCUUUUCGCAAUCGGUGGAGGUUCCUUAUUUGCAAUUCAUUCCGAAUGCGAAGUUUACAACCCAAAAAAAGAUUCUUGGGCUCAAAUCGCUUCGAUGCAAUGGCGUAGAUCACGUUCGGGGGUCACUGGAUUAAGCCGACUUCUUUAUGUGGUCGGAGGAUAUGAUGGGGCGUCCGAUUUAGCAACUGCGGAGUCUUAUAACCCGCUAACAAACACUUGGGGAUCAAUAACUCCAAUGGGAACAAAAAGAUCUUGUUUAGGAAUUUGCUCUUUCGACGGGUUAAUUUAUGUUUGCGGUGGCUACGACGGCGCUUCUUGCUUAUCAAGCAUGGAACGUUUCGACCCAUUAACCGGGAUUUGGUGUAGUUGCCCCGCGAUGUCCACCCGGCGAAGAUAUUGCCGAAUUUCGGUUGUAGAAAAUUGUAUUUACGCCCUCGGUGGGUUUGAUUCAACGAAUUACCAAGCUUCCGUGGAGCGUUUCGAUCCAAGAAUGGGGACUUGGUUUCCUGUACCUUCGAUGUCUUCGCGGAGAAGUAGUUGCGGGGUCGCUUCUUUAAACGGAAACUUGUAUUGUAUCGGCGGAAACGAUGGGACAAUGUGUAUGUCGAGUGGAGAAAGAUUCAAUGUAAGACGAAACGCUUGGGAACCGAUCCCAUCGAUGAAUAAUCGGAGGUCGACCCAUGAAGUUGUCGCAAUCGAUGGGUUUAUUUACGCUUUGGGCGGUAACGAUGGGGCGUGCUCGUUGAAUUCGGUGGAAAAAUACGACCCAAAAACGAAUAAGUGGGUUUUAGUGACAUCUAUGAAUACGAGGAGGAGUUCUAUCGGGGCUGCGAUUUUAGAUUGCAUCGAUAUUGAAGCGGUUUUGAGGAGGAUGAAGAGUUGACAAUAAAUUUUGUUUAUAAAAGCUUGGCUUAAACAAUUUAUAGUUAUUUUAUCGUGAUACACUUUGAUUAUUAAUUAAUUGUUGUUAAGCACUGCCAUUUUAAUGUAUUUUGUAAUUAUU
Messenger RNA from Onthophagus taurus, 1941 nucleotides. The record is from RefSeq and is a predicted model, not a curated record. NCBI's taxonomy places the organism in Eukaryota, Metazoa, Arthropoda, Insecta, Coleoptera, Scarabaeidae.